This is a messenger RNA of Naegleria fowleri, 366 nucleotides long. RefSeq lists its product as uncharacterized. Lineage: Eukaryota; Heterolobosea; Eutetramitea; Acrasida; Naegleriidae. The record is from RefSeq and is a predicted model, not a curated record. The coding region runs from base 1 to 366 and encodes 121 amino acids. The transcript has a single exon.
AUGAAACAUUUCUAUGAUAUUCAUAAAGAUCCAAUGACUUUUAAGGAAAUUCAAGACACUGAAGUAUUCAUGAACCAAUUCAUUCACUAUUUUGAAUCAUAUUGUGCCAUUUUCAAUGAAAAGGGAGAUCCCAUCGUCUCUCCACUUUCUCCUUCUUCCUCAUUAAGUACAGAACAAGAUUUACGGUUAUGUCCCUCCUCGCACACACUGUUUUUGCUCUCCUAUUGUCCCACCAACACGUUGGAGGUCAACAUGUCGUUGGGAGGUCGAAUUGAAAGACUUUCCAAAAGAAUUUCUCAGACCUCUGCUUUACAGAAUGAACAAAUUCAACACUUUGAAAAACUAAUCAAUAACAAGAACCAAUAA